Haliotis rufescens (red abalone) is the source of this 1584-nucleotide messenger RNA. RefSeq names its product X-box-binding protein 1-like. The transcript has 3 exons. Gene Ontology annotation, cellular component: nucleus. Gene Ontology annotation, molecular function: DNA-binding transcription factor activity, RNA polymerase II-specific; RNA polymerase II transcription regulatory region sequence-specific DNA binding. The record is from RefSeq and is a predicted model, not a curated record. The coding region runs from base 153 to 830 and encodes 225 amino acids. NCBI's taxonomy places the organism in Eukaryota, Metazoa, Mollusca, Gastropoda, Lepetellida, Haliotidae.
CCAAUGCAGUUUGUCCACAUCAGCACUUACACCUCAGCCAUGGAAGAGACAGGACGCAGAAAAUGAGUUGACAGUAACAAACCUUGAUAUCUACGAGUUGAUUCUCAACCGAUCCAUUUCUGACCGAAGGAAAUUGUACCCCGACUACGAAUAUGUCUCUGCUUAGCCCCAAAACCAUCGUGAUUACCGCCAUUUCGGGCAAACAGCCCGUCUAUCGAUCCAUGAAUCUCUCCGACAACAUGGACGAAGAGGGCGAACCUAAAAAACGACGACGCUUGACCCAUCUGUCAGCUGAAGAAAAAAUGUUGCGAAGGAAACUGAAAAACAGAGUCGCAGCACAAACAGCCCGUGACAGAAAGAAGGCGCAAAUGAGCGACCUCGAAAUAAAAAUUGCCAAGUUGGAAUCCGAAAAUAAAAAAUUGCAAACAGAAAAUAAAUUGCUGAAAACAAAUUCCACAUCGCUUGUGAAAGAGAACGAAGCCCUGAAGGAACGACUGGGUCAGGUGGCUUCCUCUGUCAGUUUGUCGUGUGGGCGUGUGAGCAAGUCUGAACCCCCCAGGUCUGCAGCACCUGCUGAUCCUCUGCCGAAGGAACAGAUCCAGGCUCUCUCCCACGUCCUCGUGAUGCACUACGCAGCAUUCUCCCUCACUCUCAGCCUGAUGUUCUGCUUGGUCUGCUCGAGCAACUCCAAGAAGGGUCAACAGGCAUCAAGUCGCAAGCGAAAACAAGCACAUCCAGCCCGCUGUCCGACCAUGCUUCCGGAACAGCCACGCCCAAGCGAUCAGUGGUGGGGGCGUCACCAGCAGAACUGGAAUCCAUCAAUGAACUGAUUAAGUUUGACCACAUAUAUUACAAGGUGGAACCCAAUACCCAGACUGCAGCCAAGAGCAGUCCUGCUUCUCAGACAAACACGAAGGACCAAGUUGCUGUGUGCCAUGUCCCAUCGGGACAGGAGGUCAAACAGGAAGUGUCUGUUCCCAUGACAACAGACAGUGAAACCGCGUCUAAUGUAGAAAUGGACAUUCCAACCAUUUGCAUUGAUGAUGAUUCAAGUAUCGAGGGCGAUACAGGACUGCAGCUUCUUGAGGACAUAGAAAGCCUGCUUCAGUCCGAGGAACUGCUCGACUUUGCAGAUCUGGAUCCCGCAAGCUUGACUUCAGGGAGUGUUGAGAUUGAGAAGGAAAAUGAUUGCAGCAAAACACGAGGCCAGAAAAGGAAACACUCUGCUUCAAAUAGCAACUCCGGGUCUCUAGACAGUCUUUCAGUCGACGACCAUUUGCAAGAUUAUUUCAGUGAUUCUGGAAUCAGUGAUGUUCCAUCCCCAUCCAGUGACAUGUCAUCUUCUCUUGGUGACGAAACGUGGCAUGAGUCGUUCUCGGAACUCUUCCCCGAUCUGUUGUAAUGUGUGUGUUCACCUGGAGUGUUCCAGGGUGUUCCAGUUGGACUCGUUAGAGCCUGGAGUUGUUUCCUUGAGGUCAGAGACACUUCUAUGUGAUAGAGACAGCAGUGAUUGGCCCCAGCUGUAUAUUGUUUUCAUUUUCAUUCACUCAUCCCUGUAAUAAAGUGAAAGGAAUUUGGGUUCCA